Molecule: messenger RNA, 4270 nt
Organism: Loa loa (African eye worm)
Lineage: Eukaryota; Metazoa; Nematoda; Chromadorea; Rhabditida; Onchocercidae
Product: CBR-BUS-18 protein
Exons: 21
Coding region: 1-3996 (1331 amino acids)
Biological process (GO): transmembrane transport
Molecular function (GO): calcium ion binding; ATP transmembrane transporter activity; RNA binding
Source: RefSeq, a predicted model, not a curated record
AUGAGUGUCGAUUCUGUGCAACAUGCCAUCAAACUGCAAAAAGGUUGGAUCCGUUUAUCGGAAUUCGCUGCACUAUCGUAUGGCGUUCCAGCAGAAAUUUCGAUACCACGUGUGAACGAGGACAAGGUGUUCAUGUUCCAUUUGAAUAUGCAUGGGAUUUCUAAGGAGAAAGAAAGGCGAUUGCGAGAGCUUUAUGAACGGCUAGAUAUGAAUGGGAAUGGAAUCAUCGACAUUCGAGAUUUGACAAAUGCGCUCAAGCACAGCUCUCCUCAUAUUCCAAAUGGUGUUACGCCUGGAUUUGCUCAAAUUAAUCACUUAAAUGAUGUAAUAACGUUUGAGGAGUUUAUGCAGUACGCUAUUGAGCAUAAGAAAAAGCUGGAAAUUAUAUUCCGAGAUUUAGAUAAGAAUAAGAAAAAAAAUAGUUAUGUCGGUGUGCAAGAGAUCAAGAAAUACUGUGAUGAUCUUGGUCUUCCAAUAAGCGAAACGAAAGCACAAGAAAUUGUUGAAUGGAUGGCACGCACAAACUCAGCUUCUGUGAAUUUCUCAGAAUUCAAAGAUUUCAUGUUGCUUUAUCCGCGAUCAAAACCAGAUGAAAUUGCGAAACUUUGGAAACAUAAUUUGGUGAUUGAUAUUGGUGAAGAUAGCCAAAUCCCAAAAGAUUUCUCGCAGCAGGAAAUCACUUCAGGAUUUUGGUGGAAGCAUUUGGUAGCUGGUGGAGUUGCAGGAGGUGUGAGUCGGACAUGUACAGCACCGUUAGAUCGAGUGAAAAUUUAUCUUCAAGUCCAUGCAACUCUACUCAACCGUUUGCGGUUUCCAAAGGCAGCAAAACUUUUAUAUGAAGAAGGUGGAUUGAAGUCUUUCUGGAGAGGAAAUGGCGUUAACAUCGCGAAAAUUGCACCCGAAUCAGCUAUCAAAUUUCUUUCUUAUGACGUUAUUAAGCGACUGAUCGUUAGAGAGAGAGGUGAAGGUCACAAGCUUCAGAUUUCUGAACGAUUUGCUGCGGGUUCUGCUGCAGGUGUAGUAUCUCAAACAAUAAUUUAUCCUUUAGAAGUAUUAAAAACACGCUUAGCACUGCGGCACAGCAGUCAGUUGGAAAGUGGUUUAGUCGAUCUUGCGGCGAAAAUGUAUAGGAAUGAAGGCUUUAUUUCUUUUUAUAAGGGGAUUGUUCCCAAUCUUAUCGGCAUCAUUCCUUAUGCCGGUAUCGAUUUGGCUAUUUAUGAAACACUCAAAAAUUAUUAUGUUAACAAUUACAAUGCUUAUCCAGUUCGUGACAUCGUUGCUCUUCCGGUAUGUGGUGCUUGCAGUUCUAUUUGUGGUAUAUUAGCGAGUUAUCCGUUUGCUCUUGUGAGGACACGAUUGCAAGCUUUAGCGAUGUCGGGUAAUUUAACUCAACCAGAUACUAUGAAUGGACAAAUAAAAUACAUCUGGAGGAAUGACGGAUUGUAUGGCUUUUACCGAGGACUUACUGCUAAUUUAGUGAAAGCCGUGCCGGCAGUAGCCAUAAGUUAUUAUGUUUAUGAACAUAUGAGAAGCGUACGGGAUACAGGUGUGCUCUUUCCAAGUACACUAAGUAACGAUGAAAAACGUUUAAAGGAAGUAUUCGAGAAAUUACGGUCCAUUCGAAAGGCGAUAGCAGCAACAAACAAAUUGAAUGCUAGCGGAACAGUUGGUGACAACCUCAAGACUGAGCGGAAAACAACCAAAAGACACUUACAACAGGCGGAAGAGGCUACGGAAGAAGUGAAACGCAAAGUUUUAAUUGGUGCUGUCAGUUUUAAGAAAGCUGAUGAAAGGAAAGAUUCAUUUAAACGAUCAAGUUUAGUUGGCAGACGUCGAAAUAGUGGCAAAACAAAAACUGACAAUGAUACGGUAAAUAACAGUAAUACGGAGUUAUUACCACUGAAUGCUGAUGAUGGUUUUGAUACAUACAAACCACUUUCCUCGAAUGAUCAUUCUGAGACGAAAAAAAAGAUGGGAGAACCAUCGGACGGUUUUGACACUUUUAAACCACCUUAUAACCCUGGUACUUGCAAAAGUGCUGCAUCCGAUGUUACUGGCAUACCUAGGCCAGGAUCGAGUUCCACUUCACGGACGAUUUCUCCAGUAUCAGAUAAUUUUGAUACUUAUAAAACUCGAGAAGGAGAAAAUGCAUUCGACAAUUACCGACCAAUAGGCGUUCGUGAUAAUGCUGAUUUCGAUACGAACUUACCAUCUACUUCUUUUGAUGUCUACAAACCUACAUCUGUCGAUGAUGGAUUUGAUACUUACAAACCAACACAGUCGUUUUCUUUUGACGCGAGCAGUGGAUCAUCGCCUUUUGUUGGUUUUGAGCAACCAAAACCAUGUAGGGGUCCUUGUUUAUACAUUCGUGGAUAUGAUUUGGUAGCAGAUUCUUUGCGGAAUGUAUUUAGUAAAUAUGGUGCUAUCAAUAGAGUUUUUGUGGAAGAGCGUCAAAAGAGUGCAUUCAUUACAUAUGCCACAACGGAGGAAGCGGAAGUUGCGAUAAAGGAAAUGGAUGGAAAUAUGGUUAAUGGAAUCACAUUGCGUGUUUCAUUUGCACGCCGUCAAAAUCAGUGUGGUGAUUCUGGUCGCUUUCGGAGUAGUAAAUCAUUCGACAGGAAUAACGAUGGUGAUGACAGAAGUGGCGGUGAUCGUUCUAAUCGUUCUCGGGGCGAAAGAAGUACUCGCUUUCGGAGUAACGAACGUAUUCGUUUCCGCGGACGUGGACGUGGUCGAGGACGCAUGUGUGAAGGCGGAAAUUCUUUAGUGCCGCCAGUUUCUACUGAAAAUAACGAUGAUUUCUGGUCCGGUGCGAAUAAAGCGUCAAAUGAUGGGUGGUCGACAGCGGAACCGCUUCAUGAUAAAGGCGAUUUCUGGCCAUCGGGAAGACAAUCACCUGAAAGAACGAGUGGAAGGCCAAGUGUUGGAAGGGAUAAUAAAGAAGAGGAUGACUUUGAUACGUAUAAAUCAUCAAUAUCUUCAAAUGAAAAGAAUGAUUUUGAUACGUAUAAAUCAACAAUAUCUGCGAACGAAAAGGAUGAUUUUGUUAACAAAAAAGACGAUGAUUUUGACACGUAUAAGCCAUCUAAUAAUGAUGGAAGAGGUGAGGAUUCCAGUACAUGGUCUUGGGAAACAGCGGAUGGUAAUUAUCAAGAAAAUUUUGGAAAAAGGCACGACGGUUCUGAGCAUCCGGUUGGUGAGAGACGAGGUGGUUUCGCUAAUGACAGAUAUCGCAGUUUUGGAGGUGAUGGACGACGUGGCAAUGGAAUGCCUCGACGAGGUAAUAGAAAUCGUGGGGGUACAUCAUGGCGGUCGAGAAGGCGGAACAAUGAGUUGAAAGGCGAUGACUGUCGCUCAGCUAGUAAUUUGAAUGUUGGCCGAAAGAGCUCAUGGCUAACAAAAGCUGAGAGUGGAGAUAAGUACGAUUUUUGGACAUCUGGUGAUCGUCAUUCGAAUGCACCUAGUAAAAGUGAUAGCGACAAUCGAGAAAACGAAUCACAGGAGAAGAGUAAUGAUAAGGACGAUUUCUGGCCUACAUCUAGUCAUCAGUCUAGUUGUGGAGGAGAUGAAUCGUGGUCUUUUCCCCUUGAAAGAUCAGGUGAAGAUCAAUCAUUUCAAGGAAACACACGAGGAGAUUAUAAAAGCGGAAGAAGAGGUGGAGAUCGAGGCGGAGGAUUUCGACGGCAGCGUCGCAAUUUCGACAGCAAGAGUGCAUGGCCCGAUGGUGAAGAAGACAAAUCAUCUUAUUGUGCUGAAUGGCCUGAUGUUGAUAGCAAGCUAUCGAUGGUUUCAUGGCCGACACCAUCUGAUGAUAAGGUGCCCAAUUCUCCGCCCCCUCCUCCACCGAUGUCUGAAGUUCAGGUAGCAUGGAGUGAAGCAACCAAAAAAACCUCGAAAGAGAUGGCAACAGCAACAAAAAAAGAAACAGUUGUAAUACAGCGAAAACAAGAAAUAAGGACACAGGUGUCAUAUGGUGAGGAUGAUCCAUUUGCUUGAUAUAUUGUUUUUUACCUGUUAAAGAUGACAUUCCAAAAAAUUUGAAUAUAUGUUCAGUUCAAGUUGAUGUUUUGUUCUUCUCUUGGACUUUAAAUUCUAAAGAAUAGUGUUAUUUUAUUGAGUGAUGAAUGUUGUUUUCACUCUUAUUCUUUUAGUUCUUGCUGAAGAUUCAUAAUCAUGUUAUAUGAAUUCAUCUCUCGCACUGUUUUGUUUCUUAAUCACUGCAACAAUUAUUUUGCUGUUAAUCCCAUCAUUUCGUCUUUUUCAAUUAUCA